Hevea brasiliensis (rubber tree) is the source of this 3102-nucleotide messenger RNA. Its product is annotated as SART-1 family protein DOT2. The transcript has 13 exons. Lineage: Eukaryota; Viridiplantae; Streptophyta; Magnoliopsida; Malpighiales; Euphorbiaceae. Gene Ontology annotation, biological process: maturation of 5S rRNA; mRNA cis splicing, via spliceosome. The record is from RefSeq and is a predicted model, not a curated record. Bases 199 to 2847 code for a protein of 882 amino acids. Gene Ontology annotation, cellular component: U4/U6 x U5 tri-snRNP complex.
GUUUCGUUCAUAUCUUCUCCGUUAGUAUCAGUGUUCAGAGACUUUCGACCAAAACAAAACCCUAAUUUGUUCGUCGUCGCAAGCUACUGCGGAUUGGACGUUACGGCCUCCAUAGCAGUGUUCAGGUUUUCCAGGUGAGCAUACAAAUCUUUUUUUUUGGACAUAGUGGAAAUAUUGUGGCUGAAUCGAAUAGCUGCAAUGGACAUGGACUGGUCUGAAUCCAGAUACAAGCGACACAAAGAGAAGGAUGGUGUAGAUGACGAGGAUGGCACAGCAAAAUCAAGUAAGCAUUCUGGUAGAGACAAGGACAGGAGGAAAAGCAGCCGAGGAGAAGACAGGGACACGGAUCAUAGAAAUAAGGACAGAGAACGCACCAAGAGAACUACUGAUGAUAUCGCCAAAGAUGUGGAAAAAGAGCAAGAUGACUAUGUAGAUAAGGAGCGUGGCAAAGAUAGGAGUAGGGAUAGCAAGGCAAAGGAUAAAGAUCAUGAUCGUGACAAGGCUAGAGAGAAGGACCGUGAGCGUGAUAAGGAUAGGAAAGACCGAGGGAAGGAAAAGAGCAGGGAUAGGGAGAGAGAGAAAGAAAGAGAAAGAGUGAAGGAGAAGGAUAGAGAGAAAUAUAAGGAUCGAGAAAAAGAGAGGGAAAUUGAUAAAGAUAGAGAUAGGGAAAAAGCAAGAGACAAGGCUAAGGAGAGGGAAAGAGAAGCGGAUCAUGAUAAGGAAAGGUUGAGAGAGAAAGAUAAGUUGAGCAAAAGAAGCCAUGGCGAAGACUAUGACAGAAGCAAGGAUGAUGUAGUUGAAAUGAGCUAUGAAAAUGACAAGGACAGAGAUGUUUUAAAGCAAGCAAAUGCUUCUUUUGAUGAUGAUCACGAGCAAAAGGUUGAAGGUAUAUCUGGUGGAGGAUAUGCAUCUGCCUUAGAACUUGAGGGGCGCAUUUUGAAGAUGAAAGAAGAAAGAUUAAAGAAAAAUUCAGAAGUUGGCAAUGAGGUUUUAGCAUGGGUUAAUAGGAGUCGUAAGCUUGAGGAGAAAAAGAGUGCCGAAAAGGAGAAAGCCAAGCAGCUUUCAAAGAUUUUUGAGGAGCAGGACAAUAUUGUUCAAGGAGAAACUGAAGAUGAGGAGGGAACUGAGCAUGCUACUCAUGAUCUAGCUGGAGUUAAAGUUCUUCAUGGCAUUGAAAAGGUAAUGGAAGGUGGAGCAGUUGUCUUGACACUCAAAGACCAGAGCAUACUUGCAGAUGGCAGCAUUAAUGAAGAGGUUGACAUGCUUGAAAAUGUGGAAAUUGGAGAGCAGAAGCGCCGGGAUGAGGCUUAUAAGGCUGCAAAGAAAAAGACAGGGAUAUAUGAUGAUAAGUUCAAUGACAAUCCUGCUUCAGAGAAGAAAAUCCUUCCACAAUAUGAUGAUUCAACUACGGAUGAGGGAGUAACUCUUGAUGAAAGGGGACGGUUCACUGGUGAAGCUGAGAAAAAAUUGGAAGAGCUCCGUAGAAGGUUACAAGGUUCUUCCACAAAUAAUCGCUUUGAAGAUCUAAAUGCCUCUGGAAAAAUCUCAUCAGAUUACUAUACGCAAGAAGAGAUGCUUCAAUUUAAGAAGCCCAAGAAAAAAAAGUCCUUGCGGAAAAAGGAGAAAUUGGAUAUAAAUGCCCUUGAAGCAGAAGCUGUCUCUGCAGGAUUGGGUGUUGGAGAUCUUGGUUCUCGAAAUGAUGGGAGAAGGCAGGCAAUUAGGGAGGAACGAGAGAGAUCUGAAGCAGAAAUGAGAAGUAAUGCAUAUCAGUCUGCGUAUGCUAAAGCAGAUGAGGCUUCUAAAUCGCUGCGACUGGAGCAAACUCUUACUGCUAAAGUCGAUGAAGAUGAAAAUCCAGUGUUUGCAGAUGAUGAUGAGGAUCUUUAUAAAUCCUUAGAAAGAGCUAGGAAAUUAGCUCUCAAAAAGCAAGAGGAAGCAUCUGGUCCUCAAGCAAUUGCUCGCCUAGCUGUCAACGCCACCACAAGCAGUCACGUUGCAGAUGAUAACCUUACAACUGCUGAGUCACAAGAAAACAAGAUUGUCUUUACAGAGAUGGAAGAGUUUGUGUGGGGUCUCCAACUGGAUGAAGAGGCCCAUAAGCCUGACAGCGAUGAUGUUUUCAUGGAUGAGGAUGAAGCACCUCCAAGAACUUCUGAACAAGAAAGAAAAGAUGAAGCUGGUGGAUGGACAGAAGUUAAAGAUACUGAUAAUGAUGAAAACCCUGUCAAUGAGAAUCAGGAGGAUAUAGUUCCAGAUGCAACCAUUCAUGAAGUUCCAGUUGGUAAAGGACUGUCUGGUGCAUUGAAUUUGCUCAAAGAGCGAGGAACACUUAAAGAAAGUAUUGAAUGGGGUGGUAGAAACAUGGACAAGAAAAAGAGUAAACUUGUUGGUAUAGUAGAUAAUGAUGUUGACAAUGACAAAUUUAAGGACAUUCGAAUUGAGAGGACCGAUGAAUUUGGGCGAAUUAUAACUCCCAAAGAGGCCUUUAGGAUGAUUUCUCAUAAAUUCCAUGGAAAAGGGCCUGGCAAAAUGAAGCAAGAAAAGCGCAUGAAGCAAUAUCAGGAAGAACUGAAGUUGAAGCAAAUGAAGAAUUCAGAUACACCAUCAUUGUCUGUUGAGCGGAUGAGGGAAGCCCAGGCUCAGUUGAAAACACCUUACCUCGUCCUUAGCGGUCAUGUGAAGCCAGGGCAAACAAGUGAUCCCAGAAGUGGUUUUGCAACUGUUGAGAAGGAUCUUCCAGGGGGCCUAACACCCAUGCUUGGUGACAAAAAGGUUGAGCACUUUUUGGGAAUAAAACGCCAGGCUGAGCCUGGGAACUCCGGCACACCAAAGAAGCCUAGAACUUGAGGGGGCCAUGGAAAUUUUGUACUGUUAUGUAGGUGAGAUUGAAGUUGUUCGGAAAACAAUUGAUAAUGAACUUAAUCAGUAUAUUUGACGCUGAAACUGUAGCAUCCUAUCCUAUUGUGACAUAGCAAAAGCACUGGCCUGGUUGUGUGAUGGAAAUUUUUUUACUAUCUGUUUGUGCUUCUUGCCUAAUGAUGAACUCGGCAGUUUGUAAGGUGGAAAUUGUGAAUGAUAAAUUCUUUAAUAAUUUUGAUUAAA